Messenger RNA from Abrus precatorius (Indian licorice), 1182 nucleotides. RefSeq names its product probable WRKY transcription factor 40. Gene Ontology annotation, biological process: regulation of DNA-templated transcription. Gene Ontology annotation, molecular function: DNA-binding transcription factor activity; sequence-specific DNA binding. Bases 120 to 992 code for a protein of 290 amino acids. The transcript has 4 exons. The record is from RefSeq and is a predicted model, not a curated record. Lineage: Eukaryota; Viridiplantae; Streptophyta; Magnoliopsida; Fabales; Fabaceae.
AUUCGUUUUAAUCCAAAAUAUAUUAAACUAUCUCUUCACUCGCUUUGAUUAGCCUCAACCAACGAAUUUAGUUUCUCUCAUUCCUUCUGUCGUGUAAGUCAGAAGCAAAUCAUUCUUCUAUGGAAACAACAUGCGUCGACACUUCUCUCAACCUUAACGUUAUUCCUUCUACUCACAUGGACGUUGCGGCGGAGGUUAUGAUCGAAGAGUUGCAGCGUCUAAGUAGUGAGAACAAGUGGUUAACUGAAACGCUGAACCAGAUGUGUGAGAACUAUCUUGCUUUGCAAAAGCAUUUCAAUCAAUUCAGCCAACUGAGGGACACCAAUUUUGAAAAAGAAGCGACACCAUCGAUGAAAAGAAAGGUCGAGAGUGAGAAUUGUGUAAAUCUGUUUGGUAUUAACGCCUAUGCAGAGUGCAGCACUACUACUGAGGAAGAACAUUUCAAGAGGCCCAAGCAUAACACUUCGCCAAAGGUUUCUAAAGUUUUUGUACGGACGGAUGCAUCUGAUACUAGCUUAUAUGUGAGGGAUGGAUAUCAGUGGAGAAAAUAUGGUCAGAAAGUAACCAGAGAUAACCCUUCUCCUAGGGCUUACUUCAAGUGCUCGUAUGCCCCAAGCUGCCCAGUGAAGAAGAAGGUGCAAAGAAGUGUAGAAGACCCAACUAUAUUGGUGACAACUUACGAAGGGGAACACAACCAUGCACUUCAGCAAGCAGAAAUAUCAGUGAGUUCAAGCCAAAGUGAAACGUGUUCAGUUUCAGUUCCCUCUUCAUCACCCUUACCCUCUCCAAUGAAUCGGAAUACAGGUCCAACCGUAACGCUUGACUUGGUCCAGUCAAAAUUGGUUGACAUCAAUGCUCAAAAGUCAUCUAUCCAGAAGUUUAUAGUUCAACAAAUGGCUACUUCUUUGACAAGAGAUCCUAAUUUUACAGCAGCUCUUGCUAAUGCCAUCUCAGGAAGAAUUCUAGACCAUGCUUCUACGGGAAAGCCUUGAAUAAUUAACAUAUGUAUUACACUGAAUUUUGUUAUUUUGCUUAGUUAUUAAUAUUAUAAACAGCAUGAGAAUGAUCAUGAGCAUGUCAUUGUCCGGUAAUAUUUAUAUCGUACGAAUAAAUGCUUUAUUGAGAUAUUGUAUAUAUUUAUUUAUUAUAUUAAAAUUAUAAAAGUGUGAUAAAUAUUCUUUU